CAUAAAAGAUUGCGUGGCGUGUAAAGUUGCCAGCUGGCGCGACGCGGACGGGACUUAAUCGUUGCUUUUCCCACAUAUAACAAUGACAAUCGCACACAAACGCAUUGAUGAGGGUACCGAAUUUGAUUAGGAAAAUGUGUCAGUUUGCGUUCAUACAAUCUCGGUAAACGUGGAAUACAAAGAUACGUUUAUGUCGACCGCUUUCACACGUCAAUCACUACACUGGGGUGAAUUGAAAUACUUUAGCUGACAAAUAUUUCAGUACCCUUGUGCUCACAGCAAUAAUACGUUUUUGUAAAAUGUUUUAUUUUUGUCGGAACAAUUUUGUUCGGCGCGAGCAUUUUUAUUCGGCACGGACAUAACUAUUUUUGCGGUAAAGUGAACUAAUCAAUAAAGCACUGCUGUUGUGUUGCUUCUAUCCUGUUCGUGGAAUACAGGAUACUGUCAAAUUCCGAUGCGUCCGCUAAACAUAAUUCGACAGAUGUCUUUCAAAAGCGUGACUUGCAACAUAGAACACUGCUGUUAGUGUAAUUUGCUUGCAAUAUUUCAACUUUUUCCACCUUGCAUAAACAUCGGAAUGAAAAAGAAAACCUGUACAGGGACUAGAAAGGGAAAAUGUUACAUGAAUUUCUGGCAGUUGGUCGUGGAUGUUACUUGUUGCUUGUUUGUGGUUUGCAGCCUGUACUUUUUAUUUCAAUAUUUACGCAGUACCAACAUAAACAAACGUUGCGAAACAUGCACAAACCGACCAGCACUGAAACUGAAAUGGGAUUUCCUGAAAAAUGUCAAGCAGCGACAAGGUGGGCCAGUUACCAAAUUAGACGUAGAAAGAACAAAGCUAACCAUGGAGCUCAAGAAGGAUGUUGAGCUUUGGUGGAAAACAAUCAAAGCAGAGUUACUUAAGUAUAAAAAUACCGCGAAUCAAAUAAAAUCGCAUGAAGAUAUGAAACGACCGAUGCUACGUGAACAAUAUAUGGCACUGGAUAUCAAAAUGGAAAACCUUGCAAGCUUGGAUGAGGGAUGGCAAAAAGAAAUUUCGAAAAAGUCCGCCAAAAAAGUAGAGAAAAUAAUCGACAAAUUUCAGAAUCCAAAACGAUGUGACGAGUUUGGUCAGCUUUAUAUUAAAGUAGAACGAUGUGGUUUUGGAUGCAUAAUGCACGAUCUUACCAACAAGUUGAAUAUUGCCACUUCGUAUAACAAAACAAUGAUUUUAAAAACCUCAACGUCUAUCUACAUGAGAAAAAAAAACAUGAGCGACAUUUUGGAACCGAUCAGCGAAAAAUGCCAAGUUCCUAUGAAAGGAGAAUGGGUCAUGGCAGACACAUUCUCAAAUUUAAAGAAAAAGAAGUUGUCAUAUAUCAAAGACGUAAUAUCGGGUCGUGCCUACGCGUUUCGGUAUCCCGUAUUCACUGACGAGAUGUGGGGCAACGUUGAAGCGUUUCACUCAGACCCAAUGGGCUGGUGGAUUUCGCAAAUGCUCAAAUCCUUGUUUAAACCAAAACCAAAGUUACAAGAAAGGAUUGAUUAUUACGCGGAAAAUGUUGACUUCUCAUCACCAAUCGUGGGUGUGCAUGUAAGACGAACCGAUAAGCUCACCGUACCUAAAGAGUUCGCUGUGUUCCGACCAUUGUCCGAAUUCAUGAAACACGUUGAGGAAUGGUACGACAAAUAUGAUCUUCGUCAAGCAGGACUUGGCAACAAUCUUAAAGUCGAACGAAGAGUUUAUUUGGCUUCUGAUGACCUGGCUGUGUGGGAUGAAGCGAAAGUCUUCGACAAAUACACCUUCCUUGGCAACAAGGAAUUCACGGAGCGAGCAAGUGAAAUUGAAACAAGGGACACGAAAUCUGGGUUAGAGGAUAUUAUCAUUGAAGCAACUCUGCUUUCCAAAUGUAACUUCUUUGUUGGAACUCUCUCUUCGGAGAUUGGACAAUUGGCAAUUGAAAUGAAGCAGUCAACACAACUGCAAGAUGUGUUUUACGACGCAAAGUCUAUCGAGUACGAAUAUGGACUUAUUGAGGGCCCAAAGAAAAUACAACUAGUCGUAUACAACAGCACUAAACCGCUAAGACACGACGAAAUUGAGUUGCUCUGUGGUGAUCUAAUGAUCUUGAAUAGAAAUUACUUUAACGGUUACUACUAUGGAACAAAUGUAAUGACCCAGCAAACUGGAUUUUACAAAACUCACUUAGUUCAAAACUUGCCGGCAUUAUUGGAUAUGCCGAAUGCUGCGCUUAAGGAGAUGCUGGUGCAGAUGUAUGGAGAAAACAUAGCGUGGUUAACUGAUUUCAUUAUGUAAAAGAAAUAUUUUAAAACUGUAUUACGCGACUGACAAUUUCAACGUACACAGGUCUAAAGUUGGAAAAGACUUAUUCGGAUAGUUUAUUGCAAUGCGUAAGCAUUUGAAAUAGGUCUUGUGUUUAUUCCCCGAAGGUGGAAAAAAUAAAAUGAGUUGAAAUAUUGUG
This is a messenger RNA of Ciona intestinalis (vase tunicate), 2462 nucleotides long. The record is from RefSeq and is a predicted model, not a curated record. NCBI's taxonomy places the organism in Eukaryota, Metazoa, Chordata, Ascidiacea, Phlebobranchia, Cionidae.